UCAAGUUGCCUUCACCUUCACCCUUGUGACCCCUGACCUCCAAGCAUGGCGGCGGAUGGCAGACUGUUUCUUGGAGUUGACUUCAGCACUCAGCAGGUUAAGACUAUUGCAAUCAACGACAGCCUAGAUGUUACCAAUGAAUACAAUGUCAAGUUCGACACGGAACUACCAGAAUACAAGACACAUGGUGGAGCCAACAUCCAUGAAGACCAUGUGACUGUCACUGCUCCCACAGCCAUGUGGGUAAAGGCCCUGGAUCUUCUGCUGGACAAGAUGAAGGCCGACAACUUCCCCUUCUCUAGAGUGGCGGCUCUCUCUGGGACAGGACAGCAACAUGGCAGUGUGUACUGGAGGAAGGGAGCCCGGGACAUCCUCUCCAGUCUGGAUGCCAGCAAGUCCUUCAGUGAUCAGCUUCAGGACAGCUACAGUAUCAGGGAUUCUCCCAUCUGGAUGGAUGCCAGCACGACAAAACAGUGUCGGGACCUGGAGGAGAAGGUUGGAGGACCACAGAGUUUGACGGACAUUACGGGAUCCCGAGGAUAUGAGAGACUGACGGGAAAUCAGAUUGCGAAGCAGUAUCAGACACAACGAGCUGCAUAUGACAACACAGAGCGCAUUUCACUCGUGAGCAGUUUUGCAGCGUGUUUGUUUAUUGGGAACUAUGCCCCGAUUGACGACAGCGAUGGGUCAGGAAUGAACUUGAUGGACAUUCGGACAAGGAAGUGGUCACCACAGUGUCUUGAUGCCUGUGCUCCGGACCUUGAUCAGCUCUUGGGCCCAAUUGUACCUUCUGCUCAACUUGUUGGGAAGGUCAGUCAGUUCCUCGUAGCCCGAUAUGGGUUCUCACCAAACUGUCAAGUUGGCGCUUUCACCGGAGACAACCCAGCUUCACUGGCAGGUCUUGCACCAAAACAAGGGGAUCUCAUCGUGAGCCUUGGCACGAGUGACACAGUAUUCCUCUGGCUGACAGAGCCCAAGCCUGCCCUCGUGGGACACAUCUUUGCCAACCCUGUGGACACAUCAGCCUACAUGGCACUGCUCUGUUUCAAAAAUGGCUCUUUGACUAGAGAAAGGGUUAGAGACGACAUUGCUGACAAAUCAUGGGACAAAUUUGGGGAGCUUUUACAGAAAUCCCCCAUUGGAAAUAAUGGCAAUAUAGGAAUAUACUUUGAUAUCACCGAGAUCCAGCCAGUGGUGGAGGGUGUGUACAGGUUCGACAAGACGGACAAGGAGGUCUCGUCGUUUCCCCCAGAGGUUGAGGUGCGGGCACUGAUUGAGGGUCAAUUCAUGGCUCGAAGGGUUUACUCCGAAACUCUAGGAUUUCAAAUAGGCAUCAAUACUGGAAGUGGUCCAGAUUCCAACACCCGUGUGAUCGCCACAGGAGGGGCUUCCAUGAACACAGCAAUACUACAGGUUUUGUCUGAUGUUUUCAAUGCCCCAGUUUAUAUCAAGGACGUGGCCAACUCAGCAGCCCUAGGAUGUGCGUUCAGGGCCAAACACAGCUGGCUGGGACCGGGGGUGCCCUACACGGAGGUGGUGAAGGGGGUGAAUGAACCAGUGUGUGUGGCCACGCCCACACCGGGAGCAGACAAAAUAUAUGAGCCACUGUGUGCCCGCUACAGGGUGUUAGAAGAGAAGAUAGCACAGAAGAACUCCUGAGUCAGCAAGUCCAGCCAACACACAUAGACCUCUUGACCCCAUUGACUUGGACAUGGGUUCCAGGGUGUAAGUGUCUGUCGGGUCAACAAACCAUUGUGACACUAGGUGCUUUAUGGAACUGGCCAGGAGUAUUCAUCGUCUCUGCUUCUCGUGUUUGUAUUCACUGCAUUCCUCCCUCACCACUGAAUGCAUACCUCCAUUCAACGCCUAGAUGCCAUUUAUAACCAGUGAUUCAAGACAAGACCUGGGUCCACUUGCACAAAGCGAUCUUAGCGCUAAGACUAUCGUAAGUCUGUGUUAAAGUAUGGGAGUUACGAUCAUCUUAGCGCUAAGAUCGCUUUGUGCAAAUGAACCCUGGUUCCAGGGAGAGGAAAACCAAUGAACACUGAUUACAUCAGAAAUAUUUUCUGUGCAACUUUUGCCAUUGGCUUGUGGCUACCUACUCUGCAGAUUGUUUCAGUAUCUGACAAAAGUAUAAUUGUAGCAUUAUCACUCGGGGAAUAUGUGAUUUUAAACAUAGGCGAGUCAUAUAAAACCAGAGGGAUGCAUGAAACCACAUAUACUAAUAAAACAAAUUUAAUUUACCGUGAAUUAAAAUAAAUUAAAAAUUUAUAGAAAACAGCUGUUCGAUUGAGCUGAGAUUUUCUUUUGUUGUGUCACAUGACUUUAAUUGACUCGUAAACAAUGUGUGGCAUUUUUCUUCGUACCAGGGUAUAAGGGAUUUAUUCUCCCACUCAGAAAUCCAUGUGCAGCCUGUUUUCUUCAUGGCGGGGUAUGAGGGAUUUAUUGUCCCACUCAGAAAUGUAUUUUCCUCCCAUGUGGGAUGCAUCAUAUUUUUCUAAGAUCAUGUAAACCAAUCAGAUCUCAAUAUUCUGACAUCUACAGAGACCAUGCAUGGAAUAGGUCUCAUGUGACUUCCGUGAGUUAUGCAUGGUUUCAUAACGUGACUAAAACUACCCAACACAUGCUACUAUUCAUAGUACCCCAUGUAUUCACUGUUGAUGGAGGAACACAGUGCAUACAAAUCCAUGAAGUAUUGACAAUGUAAAGUAUUUUAAGAGUGACUAAUAUUCAAGAAAAUGUUUUUUGUGAAGUGCUGAAAAAAGGGUAAAAAUGUCCUGGUAGUUGACACUGGGGUGAGAACAUACAAUGUACAUGCAUUUUGUUGAUUUAUCACAAAUCUUUCCAAAGCUUCAGAUAUUGAAGCUCUUGAGCUUAUGAAUAUCAAAUUGUCAUAAGUCAUAAAUAUACAGGAAAAUUCUUCUUGUUCAAGUUUUCUGUGUACUAGUCCCCUGUAUCAGUAACAUACAUAACAUAUGAGGCCUCAUAAAGGAGGUAUUAGGAAAUUAGUUUUGUUUUGUCCGAACACCAUCUCUCAUGUUCAGUCAUAUUUAGUGUCAUGUUUCCAUGACUUGGUGUAAUUUCAUAUGAGUAAUUAUGUUGAAAGUAUAGUUGCUCUCAUAUCUGUGAUAACAUUAGUGUUGGGUAUCAUCACUGAAUUUUCAUUGUGAUAAAUGAUAUGCAUCAUCAGUUUCCUGCCAUGUACAAGCAAGUUGACUGUGAACAACAAACAAACAAGGAAAGGCAGAAAGAAUAUCCUCAGCAUAUCCUUAUUUUAUUUGCAGAUCAGGUAUGUUGUCAAUUUGGUUAUUGUCUUAUUUACAUUGUCUUUUAGAUAAUUUCUUUAUCAAAUGUCAAAGUUGUUUAAGGAACCCUGUAUUUAUGAAUUGUCUCAAGAAUGAUUCUGUAUGCAAACAAAAGAUUGUCUAAUUGUCUAAUGAACAGAAUAAACUGAUAUUCAGUAGC
This is a messenger RNA of Haliotis rufescens (red abalone), 3465 nucleotides long. Its product is annotated as xylulose kinase-like. Gene Ontology annotation, molecular function: D-xylulokinase activity. Gene Ontology annotation, cellular component: cytosol. Lineage: Eukaryota; Metazoa; Mollusca; Gastropoda; Lepetellida; Haliotidae. The record is from RefSeq and is a predicted model, not a curated record. Bases 46 to 1659 code for a protein of 537 amino acids. The transcript has 20 exons. Gene Ontology annotation, biological process: xylulose metabolic process; D-xylose metabolic process.